AAAGUUUGUUUGUGGUUGCUGUCAAUAUUCUCCGCCAUGAAGUGGAGGGAGGUGCUAUUUGCUUUUCUUGUUUCUCUUUUGAUCAUUCAGUUUGGCAUGUGCCAAAAGGUUGAACCUGACCCGAAGACCAAAGCUGAGAAGAGACCAAAUGUAAAGUCCAAGACUGUGAAGGGGACAGGAAAAUCAACCACUUCCAAACCUAAAGUGAAAAACACCCCUAAAGAAGCCCAGACGUACCUCACCCAGGUGGUAAACAAGGGAAGGUUUCAGAAAGUGGGCGACACGUUGACUGUCCAGGCAGGUAAUGCGUUAGAACUGAGGUGUAAAGGUAAUCCUGUCCAAUGGGCUGUUCCUGCAUAUCUGGAAGAGGAUGAUGAAGGACGACUCAGGACAGUUCAACAUGAACGUUAUGGCACACUGAUUUUGGCAAAUGCAACAGCAGCAGAUACAGGGGAGUACACCUGCUAUCCCAUGUACUGUGAGGAGAAAGACUGCAGAAAACAAUAUGACAAAGGCAUCAAAGUCUUCAUCUUUUUCUCUGACCCUCAGGAGUUGUUUGUACCUUCCUCUGAUUAUUACGAGGUCAUUCAGCUUCGCACUAACUGGCCCACCGUCCUGCCCUGUCAGGUGACUUCUCCGCUAGCAAAGGUGAAUUUACACCGGGAAUUUCCUCCAAUGGAGGUGAAUGUGGAUGGACGAGAGAUCUCCUUUGACAUUAAGAAGGGCUUCACCAUUCACAGGCCGAAACAGUAUCAUGCUGGUUCUCUCUACUGUGUGGCAAGCCUGGGGAACCUUCGCCAGAGCUCAACCAAGUACAUGCUCAUCUAUGUCAACUAUCCAGCCGCCCCUCCGUCUCCUGCGAUCCAGACCUCCUCUGACACUGUGGCGGUGGGACAGAAUCUCCAGGUGACAUGCACAGUUGUGGGAGAGCAGGACGUGGUGGUGGAUUUAACCUGGGAAUAUCCUGGACAAAAGAUUGGGCGUCCGAUGUACACCCAGGACAGUGUGCAGACAGCGCAGGUGGACGGGCAGAACCGACAGAGAACUCAGUCGGUACUGCUGGUGGAUGAAGUCAGAGAGGUUGACCAAGGAACAUACACCUGCACAGCUCAGAACCUACAGGGUUCACGGUCUGCAUCUGUUAAAGUGCAGUCAGCACGAGCCAACACCAAGCCUAAAAGAAACCACGAAGCCCGUCAGAGAAGUCCCACAGAAACCUGAAAAUAUUCUUUCUUAGUCAUAACAUGCACUACUAAACGGCUGUAAACAAGAGUGAUCCUCACAGAAGACUGCAUUCUUAUUUCUGUGUAGACGCAAGCCAGAUGCAACAGUUUUUUGGCAAACAACAAGGUCAAUUUCACAAUCCAUAAAAUGUAAAUUAUUAUAAAACAUUUUAACUUGACACAAUCUAAGAUACAUUCGGGUGAUGCAUUCUGAAAUAUUCCAUUUAAACAUAUUUCUGAAUAAAAGUGUUUUCUAGCAGUAGGCUAUCAUAAAAAUUACAGUCCGCAGAUGCAACAGGGCAAAGCGGUAAUAGUGCUUAAAUUACACAGUAUGUGCACGGUUUCACUGACCCUGCUGCAAGAAAGCAAAUGGGGUUGGAAAUGUGAGAAUAGAUAUUAUCUGAUUCUGAGCACAAAAUUACAAUAUGACAACCAAACAUGCAACUAUAGAAAUGCUGGCAUAGGAUAAAUAAAAAAGAGGGUCUAGAGUCUUUUUAGAGUCUAUUUAACAACAUAGGCUACUAGGCUAUUUACACAUUUCUAAUAAAGUGCAGUUUUGAAUUCUGUACCUGUUUUAUACUAUGAAAAUAAAACACAGUAUAAUGAGA
Molecule: messenger RNA, 1831 nt
Organism: Pimephales promelas (fathead minnow)
Lineage: Eukaryota; Metazoa; Chordata; Actinopteri; Cypriniformes; Leuciscidae
Product: platelet-derived growth factor receptor-like protein
Source: RefSeq, a predicted model, not a curated record